GAAUGUAUAUGUAAACGGACCUAACAACAGAGACCGAAUGCAGAGCAGAGCAGAGCAGCAAGUCUUCACUCCCUGAACCUGUUCUCUGUGGAUUUAAUCUCUGUGUGUUUGUUGAAGAUGUCUGAUGAAGAGGAGGACUACAUGUCAGAUGCCUUCCUCAGUAAAAUUCAAGACGUGAAGCCAGGCGUGAGCAUGUCGAGGAGGGUCAAAGAAGCGAUGAAGAAGGAGACCAAGCAUAAAGAGACCAACAUCAAGAACCGACAGAAGACCUUCAAGGAGCAGGAGACAGAAAGUAGAGAGGCAGCUUUACAGAACACCAUCAGCAAUGAGAACAAGGGAUUCGCUCUUCUGCAGAAAAUGGGUUACAAAGCUGGUCAGGGCCUCGGGAAGAAAGGAGCAGGGAGGGUGGAGCCUAUUCCACUCAAUAUCAAAACAGACAGAGGUGGGAUCGGGAUGGAGGAGGUGAAGAAAAGAAAAGCAGAGGAACAACUGGAGAGCUACCGUCAGAAAGCACGAGCCCAGCAACAGAAUGAGACCAAAUCUCUGGAAGACUUUCGGUCGAGAGUUCGGACAGAGAGAGAGGAACGCAAGAUUGAAGGAGAUCUCGGGAGGAGUCAACGAGCCUGUUCGCAGCUCGACAGUCAGAAGGGCAUCCUUGUGCCCAGGGAGUUGUGGUACUGGCCUAAAGUGGAGUCUGAGGAGGAGGAAGAUGAUGAUAAGGAGGAGGAAGAAGAAGAGGAGGAGGAGGAGGAUGAGUUUGUAGAAUUAACUUCCUUUGACAAACUCCAGAUUCUGACGUCCUAUCUGAGAGGAGUCCAUUUUUACUGCAUAUGGUGUGGGACCACCUACAACGAUGAAGAUGACUUGUGCUCUAACUGUCCUGGAGACACAGCUGCAGACCAUGAUUGAACUUGGGGGGAUCAAAGUGAUCAUUUUAUGUGUUACAUAAAUCAUAGAACUGUUUAAUGCAGGAGACGUUAAGUCCUGGUUUGAUGCAUGUUUGCAGGAUGUUGUCUUAAAAUCGUCCUUACUUUGAUAAAUCCAGUUUGAUAUUCAGGAUGUGGUUUGAGUAUUUGUAGAUGUACAAAGUGUCUGAGACGUGUUCAAAGAGCAGUCCAUACUUCUGUUUUCAUUAAAUGUUUUUUUUUAUAGA
Molecule: messenger RNA, 1153 nt
Organism: Notolabrus celidotus (New Zealand spotty)
Lineage: Eukaryota; Metazoa; Chordata; Actinopteri; Labriformes; Labridae
Gene: gpatch11
Product: G patch domain containing 11
Exons: 8
Coding region: 118-909 (263 amino acids)
Cellular component (GO): kinetochore
Molecular function (GO): nucleic acid binding
Source: RefSeq, a predicted model, not a curated record